Cryphonectria parasitica EP155 is the source of this 513-nucleotide messenger RNA. RefSeq lists its product as uncharacterized. Bases 1 to 513 code for a protein of 170 amino acids. The transcript is spliced from 4 exons. The record is from RefSeq and is a predicted model, not a curated record. NCBI's taxonomy places the organism in Eukaryota, Fungi, Ascomycota, Sordariomycetes, Diaporthales, Cryphonectriaceae.
AUGCAGCUGGGAACUUUCGGCCUGAGAGCGUACAUGGGAUAUAUAUGGUGGGGUGAGCUGUUGCAAGACCCAGGGCAGCUCCUUGCUGCAGACAGGCUGCAAGGGAACCAGCUGCUUCGGCAGACCUCAUAUCACCCUCCAAACCCGAUUCGAUCUUCCUAUACGCAGUCUGCAGAACAUCAUCCCCGAUCUGCCGCGUCUCCCUCUCUGAAGGCGUCAAUACUUCGAAUCCGGACAGUUUGGCUCAUGCCUUGUCGUACUGCUCCUGUAGUUGAGAACAGUGCGCUGUUCAGCCUCAGCGUAAGAGGCAAGAGUGUUAUCCGCUCGGAUCUGAUUGAAGGCUUUGAGAGCCUGCAAGCACUCCUGCGAGAGAAGAGCGCGAUCCUGAGCGCGACUCUGAGCAUAACUGCAGCUGUAGCCACGACGUAUCCUUCUCACAGCAUCCUGCUAUCCGCGGAAGAUAUCCCAUCUGCCAACCUGCUUUGUAAAAACGAUUGGGCAAUCCCAGUCUGA